Molecule: messenger RNA, 1368 nt
Organism: Candidozyma haemuli
Lineage: Eukaryota; Fungi; Ascomycota; Pichiomycetes; Serinales; Metschnikowiaceae
Product: rRNA (cytosine-C5-)-methyltransferase
Exons: 1
Coding region: 1-1368 (455 amino acids)
Biological process (GO): rRNA base methylation
Cellular component (GO): nucleolus
Molecular function (GO): methyltransferase activity
Source: RefSeq, a predicted model, not a curated record
AUGAAGCUUUACUUUGAGGCUGAAAAGUUCGUCAAUAACGAUAAGGGCAGCUUGAAGAAUCGGAUCUUCAACGCUAAGCUUUCCAAUUCUCCAAAGCAUGUUUACGCUCUUGUGAUUUCCACGCUCAAGUAUAAGGAACAUAUUGAUGUUAUCAUACGCAAGUCUCGUCUUAAAGACGUGCCCCAAUUGAAGAAGUUGAAGGUUUCCGAUGCUCUACUAUCGCUUCUUGUUCAGGAUUUCCUCUUCUCUGCGAAGGGAAGAAUCCAGCUGGGUAAGCAUCCAAUCAAGGAAGCGUUUUUGCUUAACAAGACCAGGAUGCAAGCAGAGUUCACAAAGCUUAAGCUCAAACAUAAGGUCAAGUCUGUGACUGAGCUUCCUUUGAAGGAAGGCUUCGAUGACGAUGAAACACCUGUCCGCUGGAUCCGUGUAAAUACCUUGAAAACUUCGCCAGAGGCUCUUUUCAAGACUCCAUUCUUUUCGAGGUUGACUGAGGUUUCAUCUCUUGAUGAACUUACUGAGCCAGGACAGGUCUAUAAGGACGAGUAUAUUACAAAUCUCUAUGGGUUGCAUCCUAGGGAGAAGAUCACCAACACCCAGGCUUAUUCCCAUGGCGAGGUUAUCAUUCAAGACCGUGCGUCGUGUUUCCCUGCUGAAAUACUUAAUAACGAUCCGAAUGAUAUCCAUACCUGUGUUAUAGAUGCUACUGCUGCUCCAGGCAACAAAACUACACAUGCUGCCUCUUUUGUUGCUAAACAUGACGGUGUUGUCUUUGCGUUUGAGAGAGACAACCAUAGAGUAAAGACACUCAAGAUGAUGUGUGAAAAGGCCACAGGCAAGGCACGUAAAAACCUUAUACACCCCACCCAUGCUGAUUUUACCACUGUCAAGCCAGAGGAUUUUGAAAAUGUCACAGGCCUCAUUGUCGAUCCAUCUUGCAGUGGCUCUGGUAUCUUUGGUAGAGCUAUCGAGGACGCUAGCGCUAGAGAACAAGAGAAUGAAGAGACUGACGAGACUAGACUUAACAAACUUGCAGGUUUUCAGUUCAAGAUCAUGAAGCACGCCCUUUCUUUUCCUAAGGCCCAUAAGGUAGUCUAUUCCACAUGUUCGAUCCACCCACAUGAAAACGAAAGAGUUGUGGUAGACUUGCUCAAUGAUCCAGAAAUUAAAAACGCAGGCUGGAAGCUUGCAUCAAGGGACGUUGUUAUCUCGUCGUGGCCUAGAAGAGGUUGGGAGCAAGAGUUCACUUCCGUAAGUGAUGGAGACGAAGCAAAGGGACAACAGCUUGCAGGGGGUUGUGUAAGGGCAGUUCCCAAAGAAGAUGGUGGAAUUGGGUUCUUUGCAGCCUGUUUUGUUCGUGAAAAGCAGUAG